This is a messenger RNA of Penicillium bovifimosum, 1089 nucleotides long. Its product is annotated as zinc-binding alcohol dehydrogenase family protein. Gene Ontology annotation, molecular function: oxidoreductase activity, acting on NAD(P)H. The record is from RefSeq and is a predicted model, not a curated record. Lineage: Eukaryota; Fungi; Ascomycota; Eurotiomycetes; Eurotiales; Aspergillaceae. Bases 1 to 1089 code for a protein of 362 amino acids. The transcript is spliced from 2 exons.
AUGACAAUUCGGGAGGAGAUACCCUCAAGCCAGACAGGCAUCAUCCAGCAUGAAGGCGGGGUCCUUCAAAUCACCCCCGGCCUACCAAUUCCACAGCUGGGCCCCCACCAGAUGUUAGUCAAAACUACUUCCGUCGCCCUCAAUCCGUGUGACUUCAAGAUGCCAUUGAGGUUCCCAACCCCGGGUCUCUGGGAUGGAUGUGACUAUGCAGGGACGGUAGUUGCACUGGGGAGUGAAGCUGCAGCUCAAGGCCGGUUCCAUCUUGGAGAUCAAGUGUUUGGCGCCGUCCAGGGCUCGAACAUGUCGGAUCCAAUGUCAGGAGCCUAUUGCGAAUUUAUUCGAACGGAGUCAGAUCUUACUUUCCAUGUGCCCAAGUGGAUGGACCUUGUCAAUGCCCCCUCGAUUUCGGGGACCGCCAUCGCCACUCUUGGAGUUGCACUGUUUUGGUCACUCCAACUACCCGGAACAUUGCGCACUCCAGCACCUAAGUCAGAGGAUGUUCUGAUAUAUGGUGGGAGUAGCACUAUAGGCCUUUUGGCCAUUCAAAUGGUGAAGCUCUGUGGGCACCGAGUUAUCACAACGUGCUCGCCCCGCAAUUUUGACCUAGUCAAAUCAUACGGAGCAGACGUUGUUUUUGAUUACAGCUCGCCCACUUGUGCGGAAGACAUUCGAGCCGCCACUAAGAAUACCUUGCGUUAUGUGCUUGACCCUUUUGCGGAAGCCAAGACUCUGCGGACGUGUCAUGCAGCCGUUGGCCGCACAGGAGGGAAAUAUUGCGCAUUGGAACAGUACCAGGAGAGCCUUUGUUCGCGGAAGACGGUCAAGCACGAACUCGUGAUGGGAGGCGCUAUCUCUGGGCGAGGUGUCGAGCUUCCAGACCCAUAUGGCAUCCCAGCUCGACCUGAGAUUGGGAUCUGGGCUCGCCAGUGGUAUCUUGAGCUCCAAGACUUGAUUGACAAUGCUAGAAUCAAGCCCUGCCCUGUCCAAACUAUUUCGGGUGGAUUCGAAGGUAUCUUGGAGGGCUUGGACCUUCUGAGAAAUGGGAAGGUCUCGGGGAAGAAGCUCAUUGUCCCUAUUAGAAAGGAUUGA